Molecule: messenger RNA, 583 nt
Organism: Austrofundulus limnaeus
Lineage: Eukaryota; Metazoa; Chordata; Actinopteri; Cyprinodontiformes; Rivulidae
Gene: pgrmc2
Product: progesterone receptor membrane component 2
Cellular component (GO): endomembrane system; membrane; endoplasmic reticulum
Source: RefSeq, a predicted model, not a curated record
UCACUCAACUGGUGGUCGUCUCGUUCCCGACAGACCAUGAACGCAGCACGUCGCCAGGGGCGGGUAGGCGCUAAACUGUGCAGCAUGGCGGACGAUGGAGACAGUUCGAGCGGACCAGUUGACUCGAGGGGCGGGCGGGGGACACCGGAGGAGUCGGACGGGCUCGGCUUGGGCGGAAUGCUGCUGAAUAUCAGCGUUUUGGUUCUGGUGAUGGCCGUUUGCCUGGCGUUGUACCGGCGGUGGGGCAGGCGGCUCGGCGCCGACGCGGCCCAAGGCGCCGAGGCCUCGACGCUCCCCAAGAUGCGAAGACGGGACUUCAGUUUGGAGCAGCUGCGGGAGUACGACGGGCUCCAGAACCCCCGCAUUCUCAUGGCCGUCAACAUGAAAGUCUUCGACGUGACGAGCGGUAAAAAGUUUUACGGUAAAGACGGUCCUUACGGCAUUUUCGCUGGCCGGGAUGCUUCGAGGGGCCUCGCCACCUUCUGCUUGGAGAAAAACGCCCUUAGGGACGAGUACGACGACUUGUCAGACCUCACCGCUGUACAGAUGGAGAGUGUGAGGGAGUGGGAAAUGCAGUUUAUGG